Molecule: messenger RNA, 2083 nt
Organism: Drosophila ananassae
Lineage: Eukaryota; Metazoa; Arthropoda; Insecta; Diptera; Drosophilidae
Product: ras-associated and pleckstrin homology domains-containing protein 1
Exons: 1
Coding region: 233-1978 (581 amino acids)
Source: RefSeq, a predicted model, not a curated record
UUUAUGUCCUUUUUCUCCGCUUAGACAAUAAGUGUCUAGUUGAGUUAUUUUCAUGGUGGAUGGGUCGCAGGACGAUAGAUCCUUGUCCCAAAAACUUUAUUGUUAUUGUAUUGUAGAAUGUGGAAAUAUCCUUAGAUAGAAAUGUCGAUUUAAGUAAUUAUUCUGAUGACAGAAAAUAUAAAGAACUCCAGAAAAAUGAACUUUGCGACAAAUUCAGCAAGAUGUUGUGCUGAUGAGAACAAUGUCAGUGCGGAUUUGGAUUCGGAGCAUCUUCACAAUUGCACUUUCCCUAAUGGUAGUGAUGAUCCUGGCGAGCCCUGAGCAAGCGACAGGAUAUCCGAAUUACAGCUAUCCCUGGAAAUGGAAUCAAUACCACAAACAAGAAAUAGAGAAGGCCCAGCACCAACAGGAGCAGAUAAAGGCCAGGUCAAUGGUGUUGGGAAAUAAUGAGGAUCCUGAGGCUCUCUUCAGUAAGCUGGACGACAUGGAACGAAAGAGCGACAAGGAUCGGAUGACGGAUAAGAUCAUGAAUCUCGAUUUUGAAAAGAGCAACUGCCAGAUGAGUGGUUUUCAGGUGGCACCCAAACUCUCACCCGCCCAGUUGUACAGGGAGAACUUCUCGCACUAUGGGAGCGACAGUGACCACGGUGAGAUGGAGCUGGAUGAUACCUUUGCCAGCAUAUCCCACAACAGUUUCAAUUCCCGACCCGGCGAUGCGCUGAAGGCGUUUGAUUCCACCGACCAGGAAGUUCAGAGAAUCCUUCAGUACAGCAGAGACGUCAAUGUGGAGACCAAGCCCUCGAUGGCCAAGGCCAGUCUCCUGGCCAAGGUGGUCAGCAGCAAGGGUGACCAGCCCAUCAAGCGGCAGCCAACUAUUAAUUUCCUUUGCAACCAGAAGACCACCAUCCCAACACGGCCUACGACUACCAAAAAGCCAACUACCCGCCCAACGACCACCACAAAAACAACUCGGACACCUUUCACUACCUUCUGCGUGCCCGACCCAACGCCAUCUACGACCAGUAGACCACCUGCGCCGCCUCCUCCGCCGCCUCCUCCGCCUCCUCCGCCGCCAUCGCCAAAGCCCGCUCCCAAGGCCAAAUGUGGAAACAGUCGCAAUAAGCUCGGAAAACUUAAUGCAUCCACGGCCAAGAUGAUGUUGGAAACUAUACUGGAAACGAAACAGCACGCACUCGCGGUUCUGAAGAAUCUCAACUACAUGGAGAUGGAGAUUCUCAGCCAGUCACCCGAAAGUUGCACAAAGCCCAAGCCCAAGUGCGACAGCAGGCAGAGAGGAAGGGUCAUGUCCACUAAAUAUGGCCAGAAAAUGGAAGCUCUUAAAAAGCCCCCAGCGACCUUCAGCCAAUCUGGCGCAAGUAGAGAAUUCCCAGGUUUCUCCUUUGGAAUACGACCCAUAAGCGCAGCAGAAAGUCCCACAAACUUGGCCCUAGCCAGAGAGGAGGAGCUUAAAUUGGAGGAGCGGGUGUGGAAUGAGCACCUGAGUCUGAUGCGGGCAAGGCGUCCGUGGAAGCCCAAGAGGGACAGGGUAGAGGCUGCACCGCCCCAAGCCGUUCAUCUGGAGCCCUUGCCCAAUCAACAGGCGCUCCCGGACGAGUUCGACCUUGAAGAGCCAGAAGAAAAAUCAAAUCCAGUGGCUUUAAGAGUUAUACCAAUGAUGCCAAUGGCAGCGGAGGUACCAGAUAGGAGUCAGCUACCCCAGGACCCACACGGCAACGGUCGUGCAAAAAUCAAUGUGCAGACCCUGAGUGUGAUUGUAAAACCAGUGGCAACCGCACAACCCAGUGAAGAAUCUUUCCCGCCAGCCUCUGAUCCUUGGGGCUCACCUGCUGCGCCCUCUGAUCCUUGGGGCUCGCCGGCUGCGCCCCAAGUGGAAGUGCAGAGUCCUUUGCGAAACGAGUGGGAACCAAGAAAACAUAGAAAAAAGAAACGAAGAAGAAAGAAGAAAAAACAUAUAUGACUAUAUGAGAAACAGAACCUCGGAAAUUAUGAAGAACCACUCUCUGGAUUUUUGUAUUAGCCUUAGCGCUUUUGGUUUAAAUAAAAUUAUAUUUUUCAUAAAACG